Messenger RNA from Protopterus annectens (West African lungfish), 2620 nucleotides. It is a transcript of the gene SAP30, whose product is annotated as Sin3A associated protein 30. Gene Ontology annotation, cellular component: histone deacetylase complex. Gene Ontology annotation, biological process: regulation of DNA-templated transcription. The coding region runs from base 684 to 1217 and encodes 177 amino acids. The transcript is spliced from 4 exons. Lineage: Eukaryota; Metazoa; Chordata; Ceratodontiformes; Protopteridae. The record is from RefSeq and is a predicted model, not a curated record. Gene Ontology annotation, molecular function: transcription coregulator activity; protein binding.
GGGUUUUAGUUUUUUUUUUUUUUUUUUUACAGUGAAACAGCUGGUAGUUGCUGUUAUUUUCUGCUAGAUAGACAAAGUGAUUGCAGAGAGUUUGGACUGAUUACAAAAAAGUCCAGAUUAAGGGAUCAUUGGUGGUGGGCAUUUUUCCAACAGCUACGGAAGUGCGGGGAUACUGUUUUUGUAACUGUGGGUAAGGUUUGCUUCUUAUUGGGAAGCUUGCUGUUUAAGGACAGCCGAUGGCAGGCACUGAACGCUUUUAAGACUGGGUGCUCUGUAACUGGAGUGGUGACGUGACUGUAGAUUGCCUAAAGUUUUUUUUUUUCUAACAAAAAUUUGGGUCCGAGCCAAGUGAUGCAUUUUGUUAGUGAUCUUUAAAAUACUGUGCCCCCAGUUACUGUGUUUACUGAAGUACAGCCUGUCUAUUGUUAACACCAGUAUAUGUUUGAGGAAGUCGUACUUCGUAGGUGCUCAAGAAAACAUUCCCUGCUGUAUUUAUACUUAAGUCCUUCAACAGCAAAGUUUUUUUCAGUUGACCUGUUUUAUUUAAGUGGUCGCAAGCAACUAAUACCACAAUUCCGUGUUAUAACCAGUAAAUGUUCUGUGAAGACUGCCAACCGGACUGCAGGAGACCGUUCUUUUUUUUUUCUUUUCUUUUUGGAAGCUGCAAUUAGUGUUUUUGCCAGAUGAACGGAUUUAGUACUGAAGAGGAUGGGGACGGAGGGAUUCCCGGGGGUCCCACUUUGGGACAGCUUUGUUGCCUACAAGAAGAUGGAGAGAAAUGUUGUCGCCCUGCAGGGAACGCAAGCUUCAGCAAAAGAAUCCAGAAAAGCAUCUCCCAGAAGAAAAUCAAACUAGAGGUUGAUCGAGCGGCACGCCAUUUAUACAUCUGUGACUUCCACAAAAGCUAUAUUCAGAGUGUGCGGAACAAAAGGAAGAAAAAAGGUAGUGAUGAUGAUGCAGUGGAUUCGCCAGAACAUGAUGCUGACUCUCCAGAGGUUGACCUAUUUCAAUUGCAGGUAAAUACACUAAGACGGUACAAGAGGCACUUCAAAUUGCAGACAAGGCCUGGACUGAAUAAGGCCCAGCUUGUUGAGAUAAUCGGAAGACACUUUAGAUCAAUUCCUGUAAAUGAAAAAGAAACUAUAACUUACUUUAUCUAUUCUGUUAAGAAUGAUAAGAACAGACCAGACCACAAGACAGACAGCAGUGUCCAUUAGCACAAGACGGCUGUGGCCUCAAAGACUGUUCUUAAAUGCACGAAGUGUAAAACUGCUGAACUUUGUAAGUUAAAUUAUGUAACUAUAAAGCUUAAUAUGUCUGGAGUGUAUUUUUGUCAUAUUUGUGUUAUUGUAGAUUUCUGACUUUGGUAAUGUAAGGUCCUUUGGGCACUUAUUGAUAUGUACCCUAUUUUAAAUUCACAGCGACAUGUCUGAUUCUGAAGUUUUACUUGACAACCUGAUUCCUUGAUAUUGCUGAGUAAUGACAGCGUCAUCAAUUAAAAAAAGUAUUACCAGAGCAGCUAUUUUAUAGCAGAUUUUUUUUCUUAUUGGACAUGGUGCCCUUGCCUUAUAAAGAAGUGAGCAAUGAGUUAUUUUUCUAUGCAGAAUUGCAUGUUAACAUUUUCUGUUAGAGUCAAAACUAUUGCAGCUUUAAGUGAACCACAAAGUACUGUAUAAAUUUAAGCGAUAUACAUUGUCUGGUAAAUUGUUGUGAUCGGAGUUCUGUCCAUUUGGAGUGACGAGUCGCUUCUCAAAGAACAAUGCACUUGAUGUUGCACAAAAAAGGAAACCAUUCCAAACUGUUCAUUUUUUAUUCUGAUGUAGGUUGAUAUAGCUAAUUGUAAAGUCUCGUUAAAAUGAGAACAUACUUCUGCUGUCCCUUAUUUUGCCUCAAAUUUUUGCUCAUUUUCCAGUAAAAUUGUGAUUUUCUGUGAGAUCAUUUGAGAAUUGUAUUGACUUCAUCACGCCAGAUGUCGUAGUUCUUGAGAAAAUACACAGUCCUAUAAAAACUUAAGUGACCAAGAACUGUUAUUUAAUUUUUUUGUCCCUAGUUAUUUUUGGCUGCAUUACUUAUUGAUUCUAGUGUUAAGUUAAAACAGUGAAAAACAGCAUCACAUAAAUUGGCAGUUUGGAUGCUAAUAUCGACAUGACUGUUAUGCUUUUUUUAAGUAUGGGCCAGUAUUGUGUAACCUUUAAAUCUGUUUAUAAAGCAGUAUUUUUAUCUACACAUUUCUGAAAUGAUUUGGUUUGUAUGACAUUAUACAAACUGCCUUAUGUUGUUAAUUCAUAAUUUAUUGCUUUGAAUUCAUCAUGAACAGUGAUUCUUCCAGACGUUGCCUGAGGUAACCAGUUGUUUAGGACAACAUGUAUGUUAUAUGCAGAAACUGUAACAUGAAGAUCAAACAACAAACAAUGUGGGUUGAAUUUUGUUAAAUUGUUGUGGUGUUGGCACUUACGAAGUGUGAGGGCAAAGUCAGCACUUUAUACAUCAUUGUUCAAGUAGCUUGAACCUAAGAACUGCUCACAUAUCUUCAACUUCUUAUGUUGAAUCACUUGUAGCUACAAGUAAAAGUCUCAACAUACUGGACUUCAUGUAUUACAAAUAAAAACUACUGAAAGUA